GCAGGAAAUGAACACAGCAAAUCAAGAAGAUCAACCCUGCAUAAUUUCUUUCUUUUUCAGUAAAAGAUUUCAACUGAGAAAUGGAGGCGCACAACACCGCUAGGGUACCUGUUGUGGCAAUGCUUCUUCUGAUCAUUGCUUCAGCAAUAGGGCUGGCCAAGGCAAACAAUGAACAUGCCAUCUGUGGCAUGAGCACUGAUGAUUUGUUCGCGUGCCGCUCCGCCGUCAUCGGCCCAGCUGCUCUGCCGCCUUCCUCAGCCUGCUGUGCCGCCCUCGAGAAGGCGGACCUGCCGUGCCUCUGCACUUUCAAGAACAACAAGGUUUUGCCUGCUCUUGGGAUAGACCCUGCCCUCGCCAUGCAGCUCCCUGCCAAGUGCAAUAUUCUCCAGUCCUUCCACUGCUGAUAAAAUGUUGAUCAAGUGCAUGCUCUGUACUGUUAUAGCUAGUGUUUUUCUCAUUGUGUUGCAUGCUUUUAAUUUACUGCUACCUGUUGUUUUCCUUUGUUUUCCUUGCUCGUUGUGUGUGAUCAUUUGAUUAAAAGUUUGUAUGAAUGAAUUUUUCAUUUCAGUGCUUCUA
Molecule: messenger RNA, 576 nt
Organism: Sesamum indicum (sesame)
Lineage: Eukaryota; Viridiplantae; Streptophyta; Magnoliopsida; Lamiales; Pedaliaceae
Product: putative lipid-transfer protein DIR1
Biological process (GO): systemic acquired resistance
Molecular function (GO): fatty acid binding
Source: RefSeq, a predicted model, not a curated record